AUGAACAAGAACCCCGAGCAGCCGUCCCAGCAGCAGCAGCAGAACCUGCAGCACCAGCGCCAGCAGCGGCAGGAGCCCACCGGCGAGCGGCCGGACCGCCUGGAGUCGGUGGGCGCCGAGGGCGACGUCCAUGCCCAGGCGGCGCAGCAGCCGGCGCGCAACCUCUCCCAGUCGAAUGCCGAUGCGCCGCACGAGGCCCAGGCCCAGGGCCUGCACGACAUCGAGGCGGACCAGCAGAAGCAGGACCGCCGGGCCGGCCAGUCCGAGCGCCUGGACUCGAUCGAUGACAAGCCCACGCCGGAGCUCUUCCAGGCCUCGGCCGCCGACCAGGAGAACCCGGCCCCCGGUGGCUGA
Fonticula alba is the source of this 354-nucleotide messenger RNA. RefSeq lists its product as hypothetical. Bases 1 to 354 code for a protein of 117 amino acids. The transcript has a single exon. The record is from RefSeq and is a predicted model, not a curated record. Lineage: Eukaryota; Rotosphaerida; Fonticulaceae.